AUGGCGAGAUGGCACAAGACCGACAAGAAGACUGGCGUGGCUAUAUACAAUUUCAAAGGCAUAGGAACACCACAACUGCCUCUACAGAUUGGUGAUGUGGUCCAUAUCUUGGAAUCCUGUGAAGAUUGGUACAAGGGUUAUCUAGUAAGACGUAAAGGAUCAGAGGGAAUAUUUCCUAAAUCUUUCAUCCACAUCAAGGAAGUUACUAUUGAAAAGAAAAGACAUACAGAAAAUAUAAUACCUGCUGAAAUUCCUUUAGUUCAAGAAGUUACUACUACUCUCUGGGAAUGGGGAAGCAUCUGGAAACAGCUUUAUGUGACAAAUAAGAAAGAUAGGUUCCAGCAGGUGCAGUCCAUGAUGUAUGACUUAAUGGAGUGGAGGUCACAGCUUCUCUCUGGGACUUUGCCAAAAGAUGAGCUCAAAGAACUCAAACAGAAAGUCACUUCCAAAAUUGACUAUGGUAACAAAAUACUUGAAUUGGAUCUAAUAGUUAGAGAUGAAGAUGGAAAUAUCUUGGACCCAGAUAAAACCAGUGUCAUCAGUCUAUUUCAUGCACAUGAGGAAGCGACAAAUAAAGUCACUGAGCGAAUCAAGGAAGAAAUGUCAAAGGAUCAACCAGAUUAUGCAUCGUACUCCCGGAUGUCUUCAUCUCCCACACACAGCCUGUAUGUCUUCGUGCGGAACUUCGUGUGUCGAAUUGGAGAGGAUGCAGAACUCUUCAUGUCACUGUAUGAUCCACAGAAAUUAACUGUUAUAAGGUAAGUUUUCUUUCUUGGCUAAACAGUAGCAAAGGGAGCUAGUAAAACAGUUUAAUAUUUUAAUUCUUUUUUGUUUGUGUUCUAGGAUCUUGGAAACAAGGACCUUAGCAGAGACAAAAUUUAUUUAGUUUGUCAAAUAGUCCGAGUUGGAAGGAUGGAUCUCAGAGAUAGUAACUCCAAGAAAUACACACAGGGACUAAGGCGGCCCUUUGGAGUGGCAGUUAUGGAUAUUACAGAUAUCAUAAAAGGAAAAGCAGAAAGUGAUGAAGAAAAACAGCACUUCAUUCCCUUUCAUCCGGUAGUGGCAGAGAAUGAUUUUUUACACAGUCUCCUAAGCAAAGUCACUGCAUCAAAAGGAGACAGUGGUGGACAAGGUCUCUGGGUAACUGUGAAAAUGCUCGUUGGAGAUGUGAUUCAAACAAGGAAAGACUACCCACAUCUUGUAGAUAGAACCACAGUUGUGGCUAGAAAGCUAGGAUUUCCUGAAAUAAUCAUGCCAGGAGAUAUAAGAAAUGACAUUUAUAUUACAUUGCUGUAUGGAGAUUUUGAUAAAUACAACAAAACAACUCAGAGAAACGUGGAAGUGAUAAUGUGUGUCUGUGAUGAAGAAGGAAAAGCGAUGCCAGGCGCCGUUUGCCUGGGAGCGGGGGACAAGCCCGUCAGUGAAUACAGGUCGGUUCUUUACUACCAGGUCAAACAGCCGCGUUGGAUGGAAACACUGAAGGUGGCAGUGCCUAUUGAAGACAUGCAAAGGAUCCAUCUACGCUUCAUGUUCAGACACAGGUCAUCUCAAGAGUCUAAAGAUAAAGGAGAAAAGAAUUUUGCAAUGGCCUAUAUAAGACUAAUGAAGGAGGAUGGAACAACUCUUCAAGAUGGCAUCCAUGAUUUGCUAGUUCUAAAGGGGGACAGUAAAAGAAUGGAGGAUGCUAGUGCUUAUUUGACAUUACCUUCUACACGUCAACACAUGGAAAAUAAAGGAGCAACCUUAGUCAGGAAUCCAAGCAAUGCAGGGGGGCUAUCAGUGAGCUCACGAGAUGCAUUUUAUAUUUCAACCCUUGUUUGUUCUACAAAGUUAACUCAGAAUGUGGGUUUGCUAGGCCUUUUGAAGUGGCGUAUGAAGCCAGAGCUCCUUCAGGAGAACCUGGAGAAACUGAAGAUUGUGGAUGGAGAGGAAGUUGUGAAGUUUCUUCAAGAUACGCUCGAUGCCCUGUUCAACAUCAUGAUGGAACAUUCCCACAGUAAUGAAUAUGACAUCCUUGUCUUUGAUGCACUGAUAUACAUCAUAGGACUCAUUGCAGACCGUAAGUUUCAGCAUUUUAACGCUGUUUUGGAAGCGUACAUCCAGCAGCAUUUCAGUGCAACACUGGCAUACAAGAAAUUAAUGACUGUUCUGAAGACUUACUUGGAUACCUCCAGCCGAGGGGAGCAAUGUGAACCUAUCCUAAGAACUCUGAAAGCACUGGAAUAUGUUUUCAAGUUCAUUGUUAGAUCAAGGACAUUAUUUUCACAGUUAUAUGAAGGCAAAGAACAAACAGAAUUUGAGGAAUCUAUGAGGAGACUCUUUGAAUCCAUCAACAACCUUAUGAAGAGCCAACACAAAACUGCCAUUUUGUUGCAGGUUGCUGCCUUGAAGUACAUACCAUCAGUUCUUCAUGAUGUUGAAAUGGUCUUUGAUGCCAAGUUACUGAGCCAACUACUAUAUGAAUUUUACACUUGCAUUCCACCAGUCAAACUACAGAAGCAGAAAGUGCAAUCCAUGAAGGAAAUAGUACGCAGCAACCUUUUUAAAAAACAAGAAUGCAGGGACAUUCUGCUUCCUGUGAUUACAAAAGAGCUGAAAGAAUUGCUGGAACACAAAGAUGAUCAGCAGCUCCAAAUCCAAGAGAAGAAGUACUGUAUUGAAUUACUCAACAGCAUCCUGGAGGUUCUGAGCUGCCAAGACCCUGCAUCAACUUACCACCAUAUUCAAGAAAUAAUGCUACAGUUGCUACGCACAGUGAACAGAACUGUUAUUACAAUGGGACGAGAUGAUCCCUUAAUUAGUCACUUCGUGGCGUGCAUGACAGCCAUCCUAAACCAGAUGAAGAACCAGCAUUAUUCAGUUUACAUUGACACUUUUCAGACAAGCUCAGAACUAGUGGACUUCUUGAUGGAAACAUUCAUAAUGUUCAAAGAUCUCAUUGGAAAGAAUGUUUACCCUUCAGACUGGAUGGCAAUGAGCAUGGUGCAGAACAGGGUGUUCUUGAGAGCCAUCAACAAAUUUGCAGAGACAAUGAACCAGAAGUUUCUGGAGAAUAUGAAUUUUGAGGUCCAACUGUGGAACAACUAUUUUCAUUUGGCUGUGGCAUUUAUUACCCAAGAUUCACUGCAGCUAGAAAACUUUUCCCAUGCAAAAUACAACAAAAUCCAGAACAAAUACGGAGAUAUGAGACGUUUAAUUGGCUUUGCUAUCCGUGACAUGUGGUACAAACUUGGCCAGAAUAAAAUUUGCUUUAUUCCGGGGAUGGUUGGGCCUAUCUUGGAAAUGACUCUUAUUCCAGAAGUUGAGCUACGGAAGGCUACAAUCCCAAUUUUUUUUGACAUGAUGCUUUGUGAAUAUCAAAGAACAGGAGAAUUCAAAAAGUUUGAAAAUGAAAUAAUUUUGAAGCUGGACCAUGAAGUGGAAGGAGGACGGGGGGAUGAGCACUACGUGCAGUUGUUUGAAUCCAUUCUUAGGGAGUGUGCUUGUCAGUACCCUGGCAUUUUUAACUUGGUUGAAAAUUUUGUCAGCCUGGUUAAAGGCCUCUUGGAGAAGCUGCUGGAUUACCGAGCGGUGAUGAAUGAUGAAAGCAAGGACAACCGCAUGAGCUGCACCGUGAACCUGCUGAAUUUCUACAAGGACAUCAAUCGUGAAGAAAUGUACAUUAGAUAUUUGUAUAAACUACGAGAUCUUCACUUAGACUGUGAGAAUUACACAGAAGCAGCAUAUACCCUGCUGCUCCACACGUGGCUCUUGAAGUGGUCAGAUGAACAAUGUGUACCCCAAGUCAUGUCAACAGAGUUCCAGUGUUCACAGACCUAUAGACAGUUGAAGGAGAAUUUGUAUGAGAAGAUCAUAGAAUACUUUGACAAAGGAAAGAUGUGGGAAGAAGCCAUCUCUUUAUGCAAAGAACUUGCUGAGCAGUAUGAAAAAGAAGUUUUUGACUAUGAACUUCUUAGUCAAAACCUGAUCCAACAAGCUAAGUUCUACGAAAAUAUCAUGAAAAUUCUGAGACCUAAACCAGAUUACUUUGCUGUUGGGUAUUAUGGCCAAGGAUUCCCCACAUUCCUAAGGAACAAAGUAUUCAUCUAUCGGGGGAAGGAAUAUGAGAGGAGAGAGGAUUUCCAGGCACAGCUGAUGAGUCAGUUUCCCGGUGCAGAGAAGAUGAACACCACCUCAGCACCUGGAGAGGAUGUGAAAAACUCUCCUGGUCAAUACAUCCAGUGUUUUACAGUUCAACCAGUCUUGGAGGAGCAACCUAGGUUCAAAAAUAAGGCAGUACCUGAUCAAAUUAUCAAUUUUUAUAAGUCAAACAAUGUGCAGCGGUUCCACUAUUCAAGACCAGUCAGGAAAGGAUCCGUUGACCCUGAAAAUGAAUUUGCUUCUAUGUGGAUUGAGAGAACAUCAUUUGUUACAGCAUACAAACUUCCUGGAAUUUUACGAUGGUUUGAAGUUGUCUCCAUGUCUCAGACUACCAUUAGUCCCUUAGAGAAUGCUAUUGAGACUAUGUCCACAACAAAUGAAAAAAUUUUGAUGAUGAUUAACCAAUACCAAAGUGAUGAGAACCUUCCUAUUAAUCCACUUUCUAUGCUUCUGAAUGGAAUUGUUGAUCCAGCUGUUAUGGGUGGCUUUGCUAAAUAUGAGAAGGCUUUCUUUACCGAAGAUUAUAUCAGAGACCAUCCAGAGGAUCAAGAAAAGCUGAACAGACUCAAAGAUCUAAUUGCUUGGCAAAUACCUUUCCUUGGGGCUGGAAUUAGAAUUCAUGAAAGAAGAGUUUCUGAUAAUCUUCGUCCUUUCCAUGACCGCAUGGAGGAAUGUUUCAAGCAUUUAAAAACUAAAGUGGAAAAACAAUAUGGAGCCAGAGAACUGCCAGAUUUUGAUGAUAAGAGAGUGGGACGGCCAAGAUCAAUGCUGAGAUCCUAUCGUCAGCUGUCAGUUAUUUCACUGACUUCCAUGAAUUCAGACUGCAGCACUCCAAACAAAAUUGCUUCAGAAAGCUUUGAUCUGGAAGCAGUGCUACCAAAGCCAGUAAAAGCAGAAUCAGAGGAGACUGCUCUGCAAAUUAAUCCUCACCCUGAAGUAAAGAUGAGAAGAUCCAAAAAAAGAACAAAAAGGAGCAGUGUGGUGUUUGCUGAUGAGAAAACAGCACCUGAUAUUUCUGUCUCUGACAUGAAAUGUCUGUCAAGGAAAUACGAGUUCAUGAGUGACACCAACCUCUCAGAACAUGUAGUGGCACCUCAGAAAACAUCUGUCCUCAAGCAGAUGAGUUCUGUCAGCCGUUCUAUGCCAACUAUCCCAGGAUUAACUCUGUCUGUCAGCACUGUGGCACCUGAUGAAACAAUUGCAUCACAUAGGCUGAGUCAACCAGUGUUUCCUUCCACCACAGAUGGCGACAAGAAAACCUCCAAAAAAAAGAAAGUGAACCAGUUAUUUAAAACAAUGCGCAUUUCCAAAGUUCUGGAAGAUGGAAAGCAGUCUGUGGAGCACCAUUUCAAAUCUUCAUCUACAGAUCUGUAA
Molecule: messenger RNA, 5514 nt
Organism: Chaetura pelagica (chimney swift)
Lineage: Eukaryota; Metazoa; Chordata; Aves; Apodiformes; Apodidae
Gene: DOCK2
Product: dedicator of cytokinesis 2
Exons: 51
Biological process (GO): small GTPase-mediated signal transduction; cell migration
Cellular component (GO): plasma membrane; cytoplasm
Molecular function (GO): small GTPase binding; guanyl-nucleotide exchange factor activity
Source: RefSeq, a predicted model, not a curated record